UUUGCGCAGCCUGCAUUCAGGAACAUUUUUUAAACAUCGAUUAUGACGAGGAAGAAAGUUUAGUGAUUUUCAACAGAUGUCUGAAAUGUCUAAGUCCUCGAAGUCGAUCGUCAGUAUUGAGAUGGUUGUUUGUGCAAAUGAGAGAAAGAAGAAGGCAUCGGAGGGAAGCAUUAUGUGAAUUGCUGCCAUGGUACUUAGGUAUGCAGACGUUCAAUUUGCAGAGGACUUUCGUAUGAAUCGACAGAGAUUUCGGGAACUGUAUGACUUGAUAGGGCAGCAUCUUGAGGAGCAAUUUUACUGUGGAAGAGAACCUAUUUUGCAUAAACUGCUGUUAGCGAUUUGGUCUCUAAGCACUCCAGAAACAUUCCGUGAGAUUGCCCAUCGUUUCGGAUACCGUUGUAGAGGAAGUGCCCAUCAUGUUUUGAGAAAAGUCUGUCGUGUAAUUGUGGAACACAGUGAACUAUUCGUCACAUGGCCAGCCAGAAAUGAAUAUGCAAAUAUUUCUGCGCAGUUUAGGUUCCCUUUUGCUCUUGGUGCAAUAGACGCGACGUAUAUAAGAUUAGCUAAUAAUCCCCAAGAAGAAGGUACUGUACAAGCUACAUUAAUAGAAAGGGAUUCCCUGGAGUUUCCCUUCAAGUGGUAUGUGACGCUAAUCGACGGAUACUGGAUGCCAGCACUGGCUGGCCAUCGUCAAUGCAAGACUCUAGAAUAUUCAGGAAAAGUUUUAUCGGGCGACAUGUUGACAUGCUGCUUGCCGACACAGACUACAUUCUGUUGGCUGAUGGAGGUUACACGUUGCUGCCGCGUGUUAUGAUUCCUUAUCGACUAGACCAUCCACUGGAACAGUUUGAGGUGGUGUACAACUAUAUGCAGCGACGUAGCCGCCAAGUAGUUGAGCGAUGCUUUGCUCUUCUCAAGUCGAAACUUAGGAGACUUAAAGUUAUCGAUGUGCACAAUUUAGAGUACCUGUCGG
Molecule: messenger RNA, 973 nt
Organism: Daphnia pulicaria
Lineage: Eukaryota; Metazoa; Arthropoda; Branchiopoda; Diplostraca; Daphniidae
Exons: 5
Coding region: 188-814 (208 amino acids)
Source: RefSeq, a predicted model, not a curated record